Drosophila sulfurigaster albostrigata is the source of this 2716-nucleotide messenger RNA. RefSeq names its product ATP-binding cassette sub-family G member 1. Gene Ontology annotation, cellular component: plasma membrane. The record is from RefSeq and is a predicted model, not a curated record. The transcript is spliced from 11 exons. Lineage: Eukaryota; Metazoa; Arthropoda; Insecta; Diptera; Drosophilidae. The coding region runs from base 491 to 2374 and encodes 627 amino acids. Gene Ontology annotation, molecular function: ATP hydrolysis activity; ABC-type transporter activity; ATP binding.
AAGUGUGUUUUUUUGUAUUUCGAGAAACAUAAUUUGAAAUUGACAGCCAAAAAAACUAACCAAACCAAAAAAACAGAGACAGAAACUCAUAUAUAUUCAUUCAUAUGUAUAUAUAUUCGAGAAGUCGCUGCGCGUGUUACAAAUCCAAAAUAUAUUUCGCAUAAUAUAUGUACCACGAUAUCUAGAGAUACAGACAUAUGUGUUGUGUGUUCUUCGCUCGACUUUAUAAAUAACAAAAAAGAAACCCUCUGCAUCUCGGUUCGUGUUGUUUCGUCAGAAGAAUCGAAAGAAACAAGUGUACGACGGUAUUGAAAUAACCCAAGCGAUCAAAAGAAAUAAAAGCCAAGUAUUAAACCAACUUAAGCAACAAUUGCUAAACGAACUGAAAAAACGCUACAAUUAAAUAGAACAAUCAUAAGAAAAAAUAUUACGUAUGCGCAGCGUAAACAAAUAAUAUCCGAAAAGUAAAUAAAACAUAAAUCGCACAAUCAUGGACACUAACAAACUGCUAAAGAACGUUUAUGGCAUCGAUAUACACUUUGAAGAUCUCGUCUAUCAGGUUAAAGAGCCUAAGAAAAAAGAAAAAAAAUCUGUGCUCAAGGGCAUUACGGGCACAUUCAAGUCCGGCGAACUGACAGCCAUCAUGGGUCCAUCGGGUGCCGGCAAAUCUAGUCUUAUGAACAUUCUCACUGGCCUCACCAAAACCGGCGUCUCGGGCACCAUCGAGAUCGGCAAGGCACGCAAAUUGUGCGCCUACAUCAUGCAGGACGAUCAUUUCUAUCCAUUCUUCACUGUCGAGGAAACAAUGCUGCUGGCAGCGGCCCUCAAAAUAUCCAACAAGUGUGUCAGCCUAAAGGAGAAGCGUGCUUUGGUUGAUCACUUGUUAAACACAUUGAAGCUAACGAAAGCGAAACAAACCAGAUGCUCGAAGCUGAGUGGCGGCCAGAAGAAACGUCUAUCCAUUGCCCUAGAGCUGAUAGACAAUCCAGCAGUGCUAUUUUUAGACGAGCCCACAACCGGACUGGACAGCUCAUCUUCCUUUGAUACCAUACAACUGUUGCGAUCGCUGGCGAACGAGGGUCGAACCAUUGUGUGCACAAUCCAUCAGCCAUCGACCAACAUUUACAAUCUGUUCAACCUGAUCUACGUGCUCAGCUCGGGUCAAUGCACGUACCAGGGCACGCCCCAGAAUACGGUGAUGUUUCUCAAGACGAUCGGACUCGAAUGUCCCGCCUAUCACAAUCCAGCUGAUUUCUUGCUGGAGUGUGUGAAUGGUGACUUUGAGGAUCACACGCAGGCUUUAACCGAAUGCGCCAAGGACACGCGCUGGCGAUACGAUCAGCAGCUGAUGCAAGCGGACGACGUUGAGCCACCAACUGAGGCGCAAGUUGCCAAGUUCAAUGAAUCCCAAUCCCAAUCUCAAUCGCAAGCGCAAGCCCAAUCCCCCAGCCAAGGGCAGCAGACGACGUCGCAGCCCAAAGUGCAGCUGCAGAGCAUGGAGUCGACAAAGGAGCUCGUUAAGCACACCUAUCCGCCGCCUGAAUGGAUGCGACUCUGGCUGCUAAUUGGACGCUGUCAUCUGCAGUUCUUCCGCGAUUGGACCUUGACCUAUUUGAAGCUGGGCAUGCACAUUCUGAGCGCUGUGAUGAUCGGACUCUUCUUUGGCGAUUCGGGCAUCAAUGCGACUAAACAAAUCUCUAAUGUGGGCAUGAUCAUGAUACACUGUGUUUAUCUCUGGUACACGACUAUAAUGCCUGGAAUCUUGCGCUAUCCAUUGGAGAUUGAGAUCAUCAAGAAGGAAACGUUCAACAAUUGGUACAAACUAAGAACCUACUAUGUGGCCACAAUGAUAACAUCCACACCAGUGCAUAUCAUCUUCUCCACGGUCUAUAUAACAAUUGGAUAUAUGAUGACUGAUCAGCCAGUGGAAAUGGAUCGAUUUGUCAAGUAUCUGCUGACUGCGGUUGUGGUAACAAUAUGCGCCGAUGGCUUGGGUGUUUUCCUCGGCACUAUUCUCAAUCCAGUGAAUGGCACAUUUGUUGGCGCCGUGUCUACGUGCUUUAUGCUCAUGUUCUCGGGUUUCCUCAUCCUGCUGACCCACAUACCAAAAGCUUUGCAUUUUAUUGCUGCCCUCUCACCACUGCGCUAUGCCUUGGAGAAUAUGGUAAUCUCGUUGUAUGGCAACCAUCGUGACAAGUUGGUCUGCCCCUCCGAAGAGUUCUACUGUCAUUUCAAAAAUGCCAUCACAGUGCUGAAACAAUUUGGCAUGGAACACAGCGAUUUUGGCUACAACAUCAUGAUGAUUCUGGCCCAAAUAACGCUAUUCAAGAUCUUGGCGUACUUCACGCUCAAGCGUAAAGUCAAGUCGGGUUAAUUUGGGGGGAAAUUGCCUAGCACACGAGUAUUUGAGCUUAAUAUAAAUUGAAUGUGAUUUUAUGUUACUUAUCGCUUAGUGAACUUAUCAAGUGAACUAUAUUUUACAUCGGCGUGUGAUACUUUAACUAAUGCUAAAUGUGGCAUACACAUAUUGUAGGCAUAGCGAAUAUACAAAUAUGUAGUUUUUAUAUGGUUAUACACUUUCAUAUGCAUGUACAUACAUUUAUAGGACUAUACAUAAUGUAUAUAUGUCAUUUGGCUAGUUUUUGUCUUAUUGUUUUAACUAGAUUUUAGUAAGAAUUUUUAUGUGCGUACGAAUAAAAUGGAAAUGUUAUAAAAA